Messenger RNA from Cynocephalus volans (Philippine flying lemur), 3312 nucleotides. It is a transcript of the gene AP3B2, whose product is annotated as adaptor related protein complex 3 subunit beta 2. The coding region runs from base 1 to 3312 and encodes 1103 amino acids. The record is from RefSeq and is a predicted model, not a curated record. NCBI's taxonomy places the organism in Eukaryota, Metazoa, Chordata, Mammalia, Dermoptera, Cynocephalidae. The transcript is spliced from 27 exons. Gene Ontology annotation, biological process: anterograde synaptic vesicle transport; intracellular protein transport; vesicle-mediated transport. Gene Ontology annotation, cellular component: AP-3 adaptor complex; membrane coat.
AUGUCGGCCGCCCCCGCCUACAGCGAAGACAAGGGCGGCUCCGCUGGCCCCGGGGAGCCCGAGUACGGCCACGACCCGGCGAGCGGCGGCAUCUUCUCCUCCGACUACAAGCGGCAUGAUGACCUGAAGGAGAUGCUGGACACCAACAAGGAUUCCCUCAAGCUGGAGGCCAUGAAGAGGAUUGUGGCGAUGAUUGCCCGUGGAAAGAAUGCCUCAGACCUGUUUCCUGCAGUGGUGAAGAACGUGGCCUGUAAGAACAUAGAGGUGAAGAAGCUUGUCUACGUGUACCUGGUGCGCUACGCUGAGGAACAGCAAGACCUGGCCCUGCUGUCCAUCUCCACUUUCCAGCGUGGCCUGAAGGACCCCAACCAGCUGAUUCGUGCCAGUGCCCUCCGCGUCCUCUCUAGCAUCCGUGUGCCCAUCAUAGUGCCCAUCAUGAUGCUAGCCAUCAAGGAAGCCGCCUCAGACAUGUCACCCUACGUACGGAAAACAGCUGCCCAUGCCAUCCCUAAACUCUAUAGUUUGGACUCUGACCAGAAGGACCAGCUGAUAGAAGUCAUUGAGAAGCUUCUGGCCGACAAGACGACACUGGUGGCAGGCAGCGUGGUGAUGGCCUUCGAGGAGGUGUGCCCGGAACGCAUAGACCUGAUCCACAAAAACUACCGGAAACUUUGUAACCUGCUCAUCGACGUGGAGGAGUGGGGCCAGGUGGUCAUCAUCAGCAUGCUCACUCGCUACGCCCGCACGCAGUUCCUGAGCCCCACCCAGAACGAAUCCCUGCUAGAGGAGAACCCCGAGAAAGCCUUCUACGGCUCAGAGGAAGACGAGACCAAGGGCCCGGGGUCGGAGGAGGCGACCGCUGCGGCGCUACCCGCCCGAAAGCCCUACGUCAUGGACCCGGACCACCGGCUGCUGCUGCGCAACACCAAGCCGCUGCUGCAGAGCCGCAGCGCCGCGGUGGUCAUGGCGGUGGCGCAGCUCUACUUCCACCUGGCGCCCAAGGCGGAGGUGGGCGUCAUCGCCAAGGCACUAGUGCGCCUGCUGCGCAGCCACAGUGAGGUGCAGUACGUGGUGCUCCAGAAUGUGGCCACCAUGUCCAUCAAGCGCCGGGGUAUGUUUGAGCCCUACUUGAAGAGCUUCUACAUCAGGUCCACCGACCCUACCCAGAUCAAGAUCCUGAAGCUGGAAGUGCUGACCAACUUGGCCAAUGAGACCAACAUCCCUACUGUCCUACGGGAAUUCCAGACCUACAUUCGCAGCAUGGACAAGGAUUUUGUGGCAGCCACAAUCCAGGCCAUUGGACGCUGUGCAACUAACAUAGGACGGGUCCGUGACACUUGCCUCAACGGCCUGGUACAGCUGCUAUCCAACCGUGAUGAGCUUGUGGUCGCAGAGUCGGUGGUCGUCAUUAAGAAAUUGCUGCAGAUGCAGCCAGCACAGCAUGGGGAGAUCAUCAAACACUUGGCAAAGCUCACAGACAACAUCCAGGUUCCUAUGGCCCGAGCCAGCAUCCUGUGGCUCAUUGGAGAGUACUGUGAGCAUGUCCCCAAGAUUGCACCUGAUGUCCUGAGAAAAAUGGCCAAGUCAUUCACAGCAGAGGAAGAUAUUGUCAAGCUGCAGGUCAUCAAUCUGGCAGCCAAGCUCUACCUGACCAACUCUAAGCAGACCAAGUUGCUGACCCAGUAUGUGCUGAGUCUGGCCAAGUACGACCAGAACUAUGAUAUCCGUGACCGAGCACGCUUCACCCGGCAGCUCAUUGUCCCUUCUGAGCAGGGCGGGGCCCUCAGCCGCCAUGCCAAGAAGCUCUUCCUGGCACCCAAACCAGCCCCAGUCUUGGAGUCAUCCUUCAAAGACCGGGAUCACUUCCAGCUGGGCUCACUGUCCCACCUGCUCAAUGCCAAGGCCACUGGCUACCAGGAGCUCCCAGACUGGCCAGAGGAAGCCCCAGACCCGUCUGUGCGCAACGUGGAGGAAGAAGACCUCUCCCUUAUUGAGACCCACGUGGGCCUGUUGGGCGAAUACACUGAGGUACCUGAAUGGACGAAAUGCUCAAACCGGGAGAAGAGGAAGGAGAAGGAAAAACCCUUCUACUCAGACUCUGAGGGGGAGUCAGGCCCCACGGAGUCUGCAGACAGUGAUCCUGAGUCUGAGAGUGAGUCGGACAGUAAUAGCAGCAGCGAGAGUGGCUCUGGGGAGUCCAGCAGUGAGUCUGAUAAUGAAGACCAAGAUGAGGAUGAGGAGAAAGAGAGAGGCAGCGAGAGUGAACAGAGUGAGGAGGAAGGUGAGAAGAGGAAAAUGAAGAAGAAGAAGGUGCCAGAGGGACAAGGAGAAGGCUCGUCCUCAGAUGAGGGCAGUGAUUCCAGCAGUAGCUCAUCAGAUUCGGAGAUGACAUCAGAGUCUGAGGAAGAGCAAGUGGAACCUGCCUCUUGGAGGAGGAAAACACCUCCCAGCAGCAAAAGUGCCCCUGCCACCAAGGAAAUCUCUCUGCUUGAUCUGGAGGACUUCACCCCUCCCAGUGUCCAGCCUGUGUCUCCCUCCAUGGUUGUGUCCACCAGUCUGGCUGCUGACCUGGAGGGCCUGACACUCACAGAUUCCUCGCUGGUGCCCUCGCUGCUGAGUCCAAUGUCAGGUGUUGGGAGGCAGGAGCUGCUGCACCGGGUAGCUGGCGAGGGGCUAGCCGUGGACUAUGCCUUCAGCCGCCAGCCUUUCUCUGGUGACCCCCACAUGGUGUCUGUGCACGUCUACUUCUCCAAUAGUUCUGAUACCCCCAUCAAGGGCCUGCAUAUAGGCACCCCCAAACUGCCUGCUGGCAUCAGCAUCCAAGAAUUUCCUGAAAUCGAGUCUCUGGCACCUGGAGAAUCUGCCACUGCUGUAAUGGGCAUUAAUUUCUGUGAUUCAACCCAGGCAGCCAACUUCCAGCUGUGCACUCAAACCCGACAGUUCUACGUCUCCAUUCAGCCACCUGUUGGGGAGCUGAUGGCCCCUGUGUUCAUGAGUGAGAAUGAGUUCAAAAAGGAACAGGGAAAGCUGACGGGCAUGAACGAGAUCACAGAGAAGCUCACACUGCCAGACACCUGUCGGAGCGACCACAUUGUGGUGCAGAAAGUGACUACCACUGCUAACCUGGGUCGUGUCCCUUGUGGGACAUCUGAUGAGUACAGGUUUGCAGGCAGGACACUGACCAGUGGGAGCCUGGUCCUGCUGACCCUGGAUGCCCGGCCAGCUGGAGCUGCCCAGUUGACCAUCAAUAGCGAGAAGAUGGUGAUUGGCACCAUGUUGGUGAAGGACGUAAUACAGGCCCUGACCCAGUGA